AUUCUUUGCGAGGCAUAGCAGAACAAAAACUGUGCAUUUUUGCGUUUUCGGGUGUUUUAGGACAACAUCAAUCAAGCACGAAAUAUAUGUUAAAAACAUGCAAGACUGUAAGUCCCAUAUCAAUUAAAGUUGUAACUAGUAAACAGAGCAAGCGAAAUGCUUGAGUAGGCGUUUUGUGCUAUAGCGAUGAAACUCUAAAAUAUAAAGACCAGUUGGCGAGUGCAAAUAACACGGAACACAUACAUAGUGAUGGCGGAGCCGAAGCUUGUUCUAGUUACUGGAGCAUCAGGAUUUAUAGCGAGUCGCAUUAUUUAUCAAUUGCUUCAGAGUAAUGAGUAUCGUGUGCGUGGUACAUUGCGCGAUGUUAAUGACGAAAAGAAAACCAAUCUGUUACAAACUUUGUGUCCUGAGGCGAAAUAUCCUUUGGAACUGGUUCAGGCUGAUCUACUCAAUGCUGAUUCGUGGUCAAGCGCUGUCAAGGAUUGUGAUUACGUCAUCCAUGUGGCGUCACCGUUUCCCAAUACAACACCGAAGACUGAAGACGAAAUCCUCAAACCAGCCGUGGAGGGCACCACAAAUGUUUUAGAAGCAUGUGCCAAAUCUUCGACUAUCAAGAGAGUUGUACUGACAAGUUCAUUAGUAGCAAUUUUUAAAGGAAACCAAGAUAAAGGUCACAUGUUGACUGAAAAAAAUUGGGCAGUUUUAGAAAGUUGCCAACCUUACGAGAAAAGUAAACUUUUGGCCGAACAAGCAGCUUGGGACAUUGUUAAACACCUACCAGAUAAAGAACAGUUCGAGUUGGUGACAAUAAAUCCAGGACUUGUUAUAGGACCCGUGUUUCCCGGAGCAGGUUUUUCUACUAGCAUGGAGAUUCCCAAACACUUGUUGCAAAAAGAAAUGCUAAUGUUGCCGAAAAUACAACUUCCAUUAUGCGAUGUCCGUGAUGUUGCUACCGCCCAUAUUAAGUGUCUCGCACUUCCGGGUGCCGAUGGAAACAGAUUCAUUGUGACUGCUGGUAGUAUGUGGAUAAGAGAAUUUGCCCAAACACUUAAAAGAGAAUUUAAGCCGCAAGGCUACAGUAUUCCUACCAAAUAUUGUCCAAAGCUCUGCCUGGUUAUGAUAUCAAUUUUUGACAGAUCCAUAAAACCAGUAAUUCCACUUGUUGGAAAAGUGGUGAAUAUCUCCAACGAAAAGAUGAAAAAAGAGCUCGGGAUUGUACCAAUCGAAAUGGAAAAGUCCAUUAUAGAUAUGGCGUACAGUCUGAUUGAUGAAGGUUUCAUCAAACGGACUAGUGGUUACAAACAGUCAAACCCAGAAGCAUGAAAGAAAAGAAUGAAGAAGAUUUGUAUAUGUACAAUAAAAUUAUAUUUAUAGCAUGUAUAUGUUGAUAGAAAAUAAUAUUUGAGGAAAAUGUA
This is a messenger RNA of Xenia sp. Carnegie-2017, 1415 nucleotides long. RefSeq names its product phenylacetaldehyde reductase-like. NCBI's taxonomy places the organism in Eukaryota, Metazoa, Cnidaria, Anthozoa, Malacalcyonacea, Xeniidae. The transcript has 8 exons. Bases 250 to 1323 code for a protein of 357 amino acids. The record is from RefSeq and is a predicted model, not a curated record. Gene Ontology annotation, molecular function: oxidoreductase activity, acting on the CH-OH group of donors, NAD or NADP as acceptor.